Molecule: messenger RNA, 2125 nt
Organism: Diceros bicornis minor
Lineage: Eukaryota; Metazoa; Chordata; Mammalia; Perissodactyla; Rhinocerotidae
Gene: BEST4
Product: bestrophin 4
Exons: 9
Coding region: 50-1468 (472 amino acids)
Molecular function (GO): chloride channel activity
Source: RefSeq, a predicted model, not a curated record
CGGCUCUGGGGGCAGCUCUUGUGACCUCCUGCCCCAGGCUCCCAGCACCAUGACGGUUUCAUACACCCUCAAAGUGGCGGAGGCUCGCUUCGGAGGCUUCUCUGGCUUGCUUCUCCGUUGGAGGGGAAGCAUCUACAAGCUCCUCUACAAGGAGUUCCUCCUCUUCAUCGCGCUGUAUGCCCUGCUCAGCAUCACCUACCGGCUGCUGUUGACCCAGGAGCAGAAGCACGUGUACGCUCAGGUGGCCCGAUACUGCAACCGCUCUGCGGACCUCAUCCCCUUGUCCUUCGUACUGGGUUUCUACGUGACUUUGGUCGUGAACCGCUGGUGGGCCCAGUACACGAGUAUCCCGCUGCCAGACCAGCUGAUGUGCGUCAUCUCGGCCAGCGUGCACGGUGUGGACCAGCGCGGCCGCCUGCUGCGCCGCACCCUUAUCCGCUACGCCAACCUGGCGUCGGUGCUGGUGCUGCGCUCGGUCAGCACCCGCGUGCUCAAGCGCUUCCCCACCAUGGAGCACGUGGUGGACGCAGGUUUCAUGUCCCAGGAAGAGAGGAAAAAAUUUGAGAGCCUGAAAUCCGACUUCAACAAGUACUGGGUCCCCUGCGUCUGGUUCACCAACCUGGCGGCCCAGGCCCGGAGGGAUGGGCGAAUCCACGACGACAUUGCUCUCUGCCUGCUCCUGGAAGAGCUGAACAAGUACCGGGCCAAGUGCAGCAUGCUGUUCCACUAUGACUGGAUUAGCAUCCCCCUCGUCUACACCCAAGUGGUGACCAUAGCAGUAUACUCCUUCUUUGCCCUCUCCCUCGUUGGCCGCCAGUUCGUGGAGCCAGAGGUAGGGGCUGCCAAACCUCAGGAGCCUCUGGAGACAGGCAAGGAGCCAGGGCCAGUGCUGGGGGACCUGGACAUGUAUGUGCCUCUCACCACUCUGCUGCAGUUCUUCUUCUACGCUGGCUGGCUCAAGGUGGCUGAACAGAUCAUCAACCCCUUCGGUGAGGAUGAUGACGACUUUGAAACCAACCAGCUUAUAGACCGCAACUUGCAGGUGUCCCUGCUAUCCGUGGACGACAUGUACCAGAACCUGCCUCCGGCUGAGAAGGACCCGUACUGGGACGAAGGCUUGGCGCUGCCGCCGUACACUGUGGCCACGGUGGCCGAGUCGCUGCGGCCUUCCUUCCUGGGCUCCACUUUCAACUUGCGCGUGAGCGACGACCCCGAGCAGAGCCUGCAGGUGGAAGUGUCGCCUGGGUUGGCCCGGCCGGCGCCCCCCGCGCAGACGCCGCUGCUGGGCCGCUUCCUGGGAGUAGGAGCGCCCUCCCCCGCCAUCAGCCUCCGCAACUUCGGCCGCGCACGAGGACCUCCGCGGACUCCUCACCUGCUGCGCUUCCGGGCGGAGGAGGCCGGCGACCCUGAGGCCGCGGACCGCAUCGAGGAGGCGGCGGAGUCAGGGGAUGAGGCCGGGGAGCCCUGAGCGGCGGCGGUCGUGCCUGCCCGUCCUGCUGGCUUCCCCCAGGCCCGCCCCGCCGCUCCCUCCCAUGCCCACUGGCCGGGCCGGGUCGUGCCCUCCGGCUCUACUAGAGCAGCACUUCCUGUGUGCCCUGAGCCGGAGCAUUUAGGGACAGACUUUGAAAGAGGAAGAUGGCGGGAAGAGCCUGAGCCAGGGCUGGGAAUGUGCCCACCUUGGCGGGUGAAGGUAGGAUGGAUUGCUUGGGGGAGGUGAAGCUAGAAAGAUACAUGGGGCGAGGCAUACAGGACGGGAGCCCGGGAGCACUGUCCGUUUCCUCGGCAAUGAGGGGGCGGGCUAGGCCAGUUCUCAAACUUGAGGGAGCAUCAGCGUCACUGAAGGGCUUGUCAAACAGUUCUGAGUACCACUCGCAGCGUUUGAUUCAUUCUGAGAUGGAGCUCAAGAAUUCGCGUUUCUAAGUUCUCAGGUGAUGCUGCUGCUGCUGGUCCAAGAAUCACAAUUGGAGUCAUACAUAAAAAGAUGUGUGGGAGAUACCUUAUCCUGAUAACCUUACUCUGAAGAGGGGUCAAAGUGUGUGAGCUGGGGGAUUUUAUCUGUAAUGUUCAAUUUUUUGUUUACAAUGAGAAUGUAUUACUUGUGCAAUUACACUUGUUUAAAACUGAA